Alosa sapidissima (American shad) is the source of this 1062-nucleotide messenger RNA. Its product is annotated as B-cell receptor CD22-like. The transcript is spliced from 7 exons. Lineage: Eukaryota; Metazoa; Chordata; Actinopteri; Clupeiformes; Clupeidae. The record is from RefSeq and is a predicted model, not a curated record. Bases 6 to 920 code for a protein of 304 amino acids.
ACCUGAUGGUGGGAGAGGGGGCGAUAUUUACGUUUGAUCGGCUUGGUCCUCAUGAUAGUGGAGAAUAUCUUUGUAGGGCCGUUAAUGAUCUGGGCCAUUGGAACUCCACACCUGUGUCACUAAAUGUUUUAUAUCAACCAAGAAACACUCAAGUCUCUUCUCCUAAUGAGACUAUAGAGGGCGCUUCAGUCAAUUUAACCUGCAGUAGUGAUGCCAACCCACCUGUGGAGAACUACACCUGGUUUAAGGUGAAUGAGUCCACUCCAGUAGGAUCAGGACAGCAGUACAGCAUCAUUAACAUCAGAUCUGAAGAUGGAGGACAGUACUACUGUGAGGCCAGGAACAAAUAUGGAGCUGAGAACUCUACUCCCAUACAAUUGAAUGUUAUCACAGACAACAGCACCGUGUUGUUGUACAUCCUGAUUGGCAUCACAGUUUGUGGAGCCUUGACUCUUCUCUGUGCUGUUCUCUGGAUAAGGAGUCAAAAAGGAAAUAAGGGGUCAAUCAAACAUGACAUGGAUCAGGAUGAAGACCUAUAUGCCAACAUUGGCUUCCAAGCAUCUACCCAGCAUGGAGCUGCCGGUCCCCAGACUCCCCCCAGUCCAGGAGCAGCAGAGGAUGAUGCUGUGUACUCAAAUGUCCAACACCACUACUCUACAGAGACAGGAGCAGCAGCUGACGAGGCAAACGUCCAGUACGCCAGUGUCCAGUUUCAAAAGUUUCAAAAGGCCAGUGUCAAGUUUAAAAAGGCCAGAGCUGGACAGAGGUCUCCUGCUCAUGCUGACCAGGAGGACUCGGUCAUCUACAGUGGAGUCCAAUCCCAGCACCCAUCCCAGCUCAGCAGGUCCUGUGAAACGAAUGGGGAGGAUGAGUCAUCUACAGACAUCUAUAGCAGAUUGCAGAAACCAUAUAGAAAAUGAUGCGAACCCACAAAGAUUCCAGAAGCAAUGUAGAACAUGACUGGGAUACAGAAUAUCCUUCAAUAUGGAAGAGUGUUCUCACAAAAUACAGUUUGUAGUGUACCAUAAUGGAGGGUUUAUUUCUCUUUGUUCUCAUCAUUGA